Paramecium pentaurelia is the source of this 744-nucleotide messenger RNA. NCBI's taxonomy places the organism in Eukaryota, Ciliophora, Oligohymenophorea, Peniculida, Parameciidae. The record is from the annotation of a GenBank genome assembly.
GUAAUGUAUGCAAUGCCUCAUCCCAUCUGGAAUGAAGAGGCUAUGAAUAAUGUAAAAAUCGAUCACAAAGAGCCUUUGACUUUUGGUGAUAGAUUUGCUCAUUUAUUCAUUCAGUCAAUGAGAAUAGGAUUUGAUGUUCUAAGCGGAUAUAGGAAGGUAUUUCCUUGGUAGGACAACAUAAUAUCAGAAAAGAAAUGGAUAAAUAGGGUUCUAUUUUUAGAGACAGUAGCAGGAGUACCAGGAUUUGUUGCAGGAAUGCAUAGACAUUUGAGAUCCUUAAGAGGAAUGAAAAGAGAUUUGGGUUGGAUCCAUACAUUACUAGAGGAGGCAGAAAAUGAGAGAGUCCAUUUAUUGACUUUUCUUACAAUUAAAAAACCAUCAUUAAUUUUUAGAACAGGAGUGAUUUUAGCUUAAUUAUGGUAUGUUGCAUUGUAUUCAAUCGCUUAUAUGAUCCAACCAAGAGUAUGUCAUAGAAUAGUUGGAUAUUUGGAGGAGGAAGCAGUGAAGACUUAUACUCAUAUGAUUGAGGAAAUAGAAAUUGAAGGUAGUUCAAUACAUUCUUGGAAAACUAGACCAGCACAUUAAAAUUCAAUAGACUAUUGGAAACUAUCAGAAAAUGCAACAUUAUUGGAUGUGGUGAAAGCAAUUAGAAAAGAUGAAGAACAUCAUAAAGAAGUAAACCAUAAGUUCGCUGAUGAUUAUACUCAAUAAUCAGAGAAUCCAUUCCCUCCAGGAUAUUGAUUU